Molecule: messenger RNA, 1623 nt
Organism: Enterobius vermicularis (human pinworm)
Lineage: Eukaryota; Metazoa; Nematoda; Chromadorea; Rhabditida; Oxyuridae
Source: the annotation of a GenBank genome assembly
AUGGCUAUGAUGAGUGCUCCCAUAAUCCUCUUAAAAGAGGGUACGGAGGCAAAAUUUGGAAAGCAGCAGAUUCUUAGCAAUAUUAAUGCUUGCAGUGUUGUGGCUGAUAGCAUACGUACCACAUUAGGACCGCGUGGAAUGGAUAAAUUAAUAGUUGAUAGUAAAGGCAAAACGACUAUUUCAAAUGAUGGUGCUACUAUUUUAAAACUUUUGGAUAUAGUCUAUCCUGCCGCUCAAGUGAUGGUGGAUAUUGCGAAGAGUCAAGAUGCUGAAGUUGGUGACGGCACUACAUCGGUGGUUAUACUGGCAGCGGAACUGUUAAAGCGUUCGCGUCAGUUUGUUGAAGAUGGCGUGAGUCCGCAGCUGAUUAUCAGGGCGUAUAGGAAGGCAUCUGAAGAAGCUGUUAAACGUUUGAACGAGUUGUCUGUAAAGAUCUCGAGUGAGGCUGCAGCGCACGAUAUGCUUGUCCGGUGUGCUGCUACUACCCUUAGCAGUAAAUUGGUGAGUCAAGAAAGGCAGUUCUUUGCUGAAAUAGCAGUGGAUGCCGUUGGAUAUCUUGAUGAACGACUGUCAGUGGACAUGAUCGGUAUAAAGAAAAUUAGUGGAGGCUCCCUGACUGAUUCUGCAUUAAUAAAAGGAGUAGCCUUUAAAAAAGCAUUCAGUUAUGCUGGAUUUGAAAUGCAACCUAAAUAUUAUAAAAAUCCGUACAUUGCUCUCCUAAACGUUGAGUUGGAGUUGAAGGCUGAGAAGGACAACGCUGAGAUGAGAAUAAGCAAUGUUGAAGAGUUUCAAAAUAUCGUUAACGCUGAAUGGACUAUACUGUAUGAGAAGCUGAAGAAGAUUCAUGAAGCAGGCGCUAAAGUUGUUCUUUCUAAACUGCCAAUUGGUGAUGUUGCUACUCAGUGGUUUGCUGAUCGAGAUAUGUUCUGUGCCGGGCGAGUUGAACAAGGUGACAUGGAUCGCGUUAUGGCAGCCUGUGGAGGAUCCAUUUUGACGACUGUGACUCAGAUUGAUAAAACUGUUCUCGGCACAUGCAACGAGUUUUAUGAACAACAGGUUGGGAGUGAAAGGUUUAAUUUUUUCAUCGGCUGUUCUAAGGCGCAUGCUUGUACAGUAUUAUUGCGUGGUGGCGCUGAGCAGUUCAUCGCUGAAACGGAACGUUCUUUACAUGAUGCGAUAAUGAUUGUCAGAAGGGCCAAAAAGAACGAUUCAAUAGUAGCAGGUGGUGGAGCUAUUGAAAUGGAAUUAUCACACCAUUUGAGGGAGGUGUCAAAAACUAUAUCCGGUAGAGAACAAUUUUUCUGGCAAGCAUUUGCGCGUAUGUUUGAAAUUAUUCCUCAACAGCUUUGUUAUAAUGCUGGUAUUGACGCGACAGAUAUCUUGAAUAAACUGCGGUACAAACAUGCGAAGGGUGAACAGUGGUACGGAAUUGAUAUCCACGCUGAAUCUGUAAAAGACAACAUGGAGGCCUGUAUUUGGGAGCCCACAGCUGUAAAAAUGAAUGCUAUUGUCGCGGCUACUGAAGCAGCAUGCCUUAUCCUAAGCAUUGAUCAGACAGUGAAGAAUCCCCGCGCGCCAAGUGGUGGUUCUAUGCCGGGUUUACCUGGUGGUGGAGAUAUGUAA